Messenger RNA from Hippocampus zosterae (dwarf seahorse), 2082 nucleotides. RefSeq lists its product as uncharacterized. Gene Ontology annotation, cellular component: proteasome regulatory particle, base subcomplex; proteasome storage granule; nucleus. NCBI's taxonomy places the organism in Eukaryota, Metazoa, Chordata, Actinopteri, Syngnathiformes, Syngnathidae. The transcript is spliced from 2 exons. The record is from RefSeq and is a predicted model, not a curated record. Bases 1 to 2082 code for a protein of 693 amino acids. Gene Ontology annotation, biological process: proteasome-mediated ubiquitin-dependent protein catabolic process.
AUGACCUCAGUCCCCAAGCCUUUCAAGUUCCUGAAGGCGCAUUACCCCGCGUUGGAGCAGGCCUUCGAAGCCACCCGGGAGACAGACUACCGGAGUCGACUGGCAGACUUCAUGUCCGGCACGCGCCGGGACUACCAACAGUGGGGCCACGAGUACAUCUCACACCUGGCUGCGAACAUCGGCAAGGAGUACGAGGCGAGGGUGGCCGCGGGGCAGGACUGUGGAGAGCUGAUGCAGCUGGCGGCAGAAAUCGUGCCCUACUUCAUCGACAACAACGCCGAGCACGACGCCAUCGACCUGCUGCUGGUGAUCGACCGGCUGCAGGACAUCCAGAAGUACGUCACCCGUGCAAAUUUUUCAAAGGUGAACCAGUACCUCACGGCCUCCUCCAGCUACAGCGCCGACCAGGACGAGCUGGAAAAGACCCUGGCCAUCCUGUUCGAGAUGUCGCUGGAGCACGGCGAGUUCAUGAACGCCCUGAGGAUGGCGCUCAAGCUGGAUGACUACGAGAGGAUGUGCACCGUGUUUGGAAGCUGCACGGACCCGCUCAUCCGCAAGCAGCUGGCCUUCGUGCUGGCCCGGCAGCGGGUCUACAUCGCUGACCUGGAGCCCGAGCUGAACGACAUCAUCAGCAACGCCCGGCUGUCCGAGUACUUCACCCUGCUGGCCAAGGAUCUCGAGGUCAAGGACCCCAAGCACCCCGACGAGAUCUACAAGACCCACCUGGAGAAGUCGAAGGCGGCGCUGGACUCGGCCAAAGAGAACCUGUCGACCACCUACGUGAGCGCCUUUGUCAACGCAGGCCUUAAGGACGACCUGCUCAUGCUCAGCAAGAAGAAGAAGGACCAUGAGCAGUGGAUCCACAAGACGAAGGAAGACGGGCAGAUUGCCGCUGUGGCCUCCAUUGGCAUGCUUGACCUGUGGGACCCUGACACUGGCGCUGAUGACAUCUCGCCCUACCUCGAGCUGCAGGGCCCUGCCCUCGCAGGUGCCUAUCUGGGCACGGGCCUCUACAACGCUGGGAUCACUUCUGAGGAGGACGCUGCUAAGGCGCUGCUGUGCGACGCCCUGGAAAACGGCGAGCCUUCGGUCCACGCCCCUGCGAUCCUGGGGCUCGGCAUCGCCUACGCAGGACAGAGCAGGGAGGACAUCCAAGAGGUGUUGGUGCCGAUCAUCAUGAACCCCGAGCUGAAGAUGAGCCAGCGCGCCUUUGCCGCACUGGCGCUGGGGAUGAUCUUCGUGGGCAAGUGCAACGACGAGGUGGCAGGGGCAGUGAUCGACACCCUUAUCGAGAGCACCGAAAAGGACAUGGAGGACCCGCUGGCCAAGUUCUUCGCAGUGGGGCUGGGGCUGAUCUUCCUGGGCCAACAGAGCCGGUGCAACAACACCCUGGAGGCCGUGCAGGUGGUGCAGGGCCCGAUGGGCAGGUACUUCCAGCUGACCAUCGAGGGCCUGGCCUAUGCAGGCACGGGCAACGUCCUCAAGAUGCAGGAGAUGAUGCACGUCUGCAUGGAGAGCGAGCAGUACACCGAACUGGCAGUCAUCUCCAUGGCGCUGAUCGCCUCGGGCGAGGAGAUCGGCAACGAGAUGUGCCACAGACUGAUCAACCACCUGCUGCACUACGGGUCCCUGGCCAGCAAGAAGAUGGUGUCCAUUGCGAUCGCCCUGCUGAACCUAUCCAACCCCCGGGUGCCGGUGAUCGACAUGCUCGGCAAGCUCUGUCACGACCCGAACCCCGAGAUCGCCAACCGGGCGGUGCUGGCCCUCGGGCUGGCGAGCGCGGGGUCGAACAACUCGCGGGUGGCCGACCUGCUGCGCGGCUUCGUAAAGUACUUCGAGCCGAACGGCCUGUUCUGCGUGCGAAUCGCGCAGGGCCUGCUGCACAUGGGCAAAGGGACGAUGACCAUCCAGCCGUGCCACUCCGAGAAGUUCCUGAUGAACAAGGUGGCGAUGGCAGGAGUGGUGACCUUCGUGCACUCGCUGGUCGAGAUCAACGCCACGGUGCUCGGGCAGCACCACUACCUCAUGUUCGCCCUGUCCCUGGCCAUGUACCCCAAGAUGCUGUUCAUUGUCCCGUCCUGA